CUUCUACAAUUUAUACCUGCAUUUCUUUUUGCCAAGACAAACAAAUCCUGGAGGUUAAAUUCCACUGCACAACACUACAAACAACAGCAUGCGGGGCAUUAAUGGUCUAUUUGAUCAUUAAAGCAUUUCACCUAAAACUGCAGCCACACAGAGAUAAACUUCCAGCAGACAUGGGAUGGACCUACUGUGUUAUAUGGUUUCUGUGUUUGUCAGUGAGCGAGUGCUGGAAGCUGCUUGCAACACAUGGGGAGGUCCAGUCCCCUCAGUAUCCACAGCCGUACCUUCCCAACAUGCUGCAGCAAUGGGACCUCAGGGUUCCCAAGGGCUACCAGGUCCAGCUGUCACUCACACACCUGGAUAUUAAAUUCUCUUUUGGCUGCUAUAAAGACUCUCUGACGGUCCUCUAUGAUCACAUGAUCUUGGGAAAGUUUUGUGGCCAGGAAAAUUCAACUGGCCACCCAGGCAACGAGUCGAUCAUUUCUCAAGGAAACACAAUGACGCUCAUAUUCCAAACAAGAGACUUUGCUCCUGAGCUUCAACAGCACGUUGGUUUCUCUGCUACCUACGACGCAAUAGACAUGGAUGAGUGUUCACAGCAAGACCCCGACUCAGAUCCACUCUGCUAUCAGAUCUGCAUCAACAUUCCUGGUUCUUAUCGCUGCUCCUGUCACCGCGGUUACAAACUUCAUGUAGACCAGCAUACAUGUCAGCUCUCCUGUGGGCGUCAGACAUUUGACAAGCAUGAAGGACAUCUGGCCAGUCCAAGAUACCCUCACCCUUCACCUCCUUCUCUGUCCUGCAAGUACAUCAUCUCUGUGGAGCCAAGAUUCGAUAUCACUCUCAACUUCACUGACAGCUUCCACAUAGACAGCAUGGACACUGAGCAAGGUCCCAGGUGUCUUCAUCACUGGCUGCAGGUGACCAUCCCAAACAGAGAGCCCAUGAAGCUGUGUGGUGCAAAGAGUCCAGGUCUGAUAGAUACAAACUCCAACACUGUCACACUGGAGUACCACACUGAUGUUAAGGGACUGAGUCGCGGCUGGAGUCUGGACUACAGCACAUCUGUUGGUGUAAUUAAUUGUGGAGAACCUGAACCUUUGCUGAAUGGAGGGGUGACCUUCCUGUCUGGCUCUCAGAACCAGCACCUUUCAGUUGUUCAGUAUCACUGUAAUGAACCCUUUUACACUCUCCCUGGGGGCAAAAAUGUAACUUUUACUUGUGAAGCAGACAGAAAGUGGAGAUCAAACCAGAGCAGUGUCACUCCAACAUGUGUACCUGUCUGUGGCCAGCCCACAAAACUCAUCUCUACCUAUCAGAGGAUCCUUGGAGGCAGCGAUGCUCCACAGGACACCAUCCCCUGGCAGGUGCUCCUGACUGGAAAUGGAAUAGCAGGGGGCAUGGUGAUUGGAGACCGCUGGAUUUUGACUGCAGCUACUAGUGUAAUGUCUACAGGAAAUCAAUCAUCACCUGAAUCUGUCCUGGUUUUCAUUGGAGGAACUAAUGUUAAAACUCUGUUGGAAUCUCCUGUACCUGCUGCUUCAAUCCACGUUCACCCUGAGUACAACAACCCCGACUUCAUUAACUACAACCAUGACAUCGCCUUGAUCAAACUGCAAGAUCCAAUCACAUUCAGCUCCUCCGUUAUGCCAAUAUGUUUACCAGCAGAGGAUGCCACAUACCACAAUGGCGAGAUGGGACUGGUGUCAGGCUUUGGUCUUGUACAGUAUGGAGAGCGACAGAUUUUAACAAAUACGCUGAAAUACUUGCAACUCCCUGUGGUGGAUCAAGAGACGUGCAGUCAAUCAAUCACUUCUUUGGCGCAGUCAGGUGAUCAAGUACCAGAUCUGACAAACAACAUGUUCUGUGUUGGAGUCCCUGAAGGUGGGAAGGACUCCUGUCAGGGUGACACUGGCGGCCCCUUCGCUCUGAGGAGUGGCGGACGGUUCUGGGCUGCUGGGAUUGUCAGCUGGGGGGUCGACUGUGGAAGACAGGGAACAUAUGGCGUCUAUACCAGAGUCACUAACUACCUGAACUGGAUCAACAAGACCAUGCAGGAGAACUGAAAUUUGAUGAAACUAUAAUAAAAACAAAUUAAAAACAGAACUAAUAUGCUCUAAAUAUACUCUUAUUAAAGCAUUUGUUGUCACGAAACAAUGAUGUUAUGGCAGUCUUCCAGUUGACAAUGAAAUGAUCAAGUGCAAAUUUCAACAAUUUCUACUUGCUUUUUUCAAUAAAGUGACAUACGACAGACUUGUAACUCACUAUUUCA
Molecule: messenger RNA, 2269 nt
Organism: Centropristis striata (black sea bass)
Lineage: Eukaryota; Metazoa; Chordata; Actinopteri; Perciformes; Serranidae
Product: complement C1r-B subcomponent-like
Exons: 11
Coding region: 102-2063 (653 amino acids)
Biological process (GO): complement activation; proteolysis
Cellular component (GO): extracellular region
Molecular function (GO): serine-type endopeptidase activity; calcium ion binding
Source: RefSeq, a predicted model, not a curated record